GUACCAAGAGUGUUGUAGAAUCAGUUGCUAUGCAACCAGAGCCGCUUCGUUUCCUUGUGUGAGGAUGGCUGCAAGAAAGUCUGAUAAGAAUGUCCCUACCAUGGUCCCCACGCCCCGGCCUGUCGUCUCAAAGUCAAAGAGACGCCCAUCCUCGAGCAGUAAGGCUGACAUGUCCAAGAGGGCUGAGGAAAGAGCCCAGGUCAAAUCUGCCUCUGGUCCAACAAAGCAGCACACAGAUAUCCUCCUUGCUAAGGAAGAGCAUUACAAACUUCUUAAUGCAGAGCUGGAGGCCAAAACAGCAGAUCUGGUAAAACAGGCAGAGCAACUCAUGAGAGAACAGAAUGAAGUUCUGUCAAAACCCCUUUCCACUGUCCUGCUCACUGACAUUGAGGAUGAAGAUGAUUUAAGCAUGAUAAAGACUCGUCGGUCCUCAGCACAGAAGCCUGAAGUGAAGGUAUCAGUUCAGAGCAUUGACAAAAAAAGGGGCCGCUUCACAUCCCAAACAGCAUGUACAGGAAAGCAAGGAAAAGAGCUUCACCAUAAAACAGUAACCCAGAAGGUGUCCCAAGGGGAGGAUUUAGCUGCUGUAAAAGAUGUGGACAACUUUUUCCUGGCAAAGACAAUCCAAAGCAUGGAGGAGAAGAUGCAUGAUGACAUUGUCGUCCAUGACAAUGUAGUGGAUGAUGCUGGAGAUUAUUUAGUGUCAGGUGUGUCAGAUGCUCAAAUACGAGUCCUGAAGGCAAAACUACGGAUUAUGCAAGAAGAACUGGAUCAACUCUCAUAUGAAUAUUACAAAAAGGAUGAUGAAAAUGCGAAACUCAGUGCCAAAAUAAAGGAACUGGAGGAGGAUAAAGCCAGACUGCAGAAAACUAGCAGCAUUCAGCAAACACAGAUCGAUAAGCAUCGAGCUUUGGCUGAGAGUCUGCCAAAAAAUGUGACAGUCUUCAGGUGCAGGGUGUCAGCUUUAAACAAGGAGAUCGAGAAUCAAACUAGAUCCCAGAAACAAGCAUCAGCUGUCCACGGCACUGUGGAGGUUCGUCUCAACAGAGCAAUGGAGGAGGUGGAGAGGCUGAAGACUCAACUGAACAAGAUGAAACAGACCAACAAAGACAAGACAAGCGAGGAGCUCCAGGGUAAAGAAAAUCUACUCACAGAGAACAAACUGCUGAAAAAACAGAAAGCCGAGCUCAUUGGCUUCAAGAAGCAGCUCAAGCUGAUUGACAUUCUCAAAAGACAAAAGAUGCAUUUUGAAGCUGCAAAACUGCUGUCGUUCAAAGAAGAAGAGUUUGUGAAGGCUCUGGACUGGGGGAAGUCCUGAACGAUGAGAGGUUUAUUCUUUUUGAUUGGUGGAGGAUGUCGAGAUAAAUAAGGAGAGACUUGUUGCUACCACCACCUCAGAUCUUUUCUAAAACUAUUUUAUUGAAGAUCCUGCACAACUUGAGUAAAAUUACAUCUCCUAAUUACUUGUUUGCUACUGAAUGAUAAACAAGUGCUUUAAUAAAUGAAGAACUCUAUGGUCA
Messenger RNA from Notolabrus celidotus (New Zealand spotty), 1520 nucleotides. It is a transcript of the gene tex9, whose product is annotated as testis expressed 9. NCBI's taxonomy places the organism in Eukaryota, Metazoa, Chordata, Actinopteri, Labriformes, Labridae. The record is from RefSeq and is a predicted model, not a curated record.